Molecule: messenger RNA, 396 nt
Organism: Mucor velutinosus
Lineage: Eukaryota; Fungi; Mucoromycota; Mucoromycetes; Mucorales; Mucoraceae
Product: Elongator complex protein 5
Exons: 1
Coding region: 1-396 (131 amino acids)
Biological process (GO): heterochromatin formation
Cellular component (GO): chromatin; nucleosome
Molecular function (GO): structural constituent of chromatin; protein heterodimerization activity; DNA binding
Source: RefSeq, a predicted model, not a curated record
AUGUCUGGUGGUAAAUCUGGUGGAAAGUCUGCUUCUGGCUCAAAGUCUCAAACUCGUUCAGCUAAGGCUGGUCUCCAAUUCCCCGUUGGUCGUAUUCAUCGUCUCUUGCGUCGUGGAAACUAUGCUCAACGUGUUGGUGCUGGUGCUCCCGUUUACCUCGCUGCCGUUCUCGAAUAUCUUGCUGCUGAAAUCCUCGAAUUGGCUGGUAACGCUGCUCGUGAUAACAAGAAGUCUCGUAUUAUCCCUCGUCACUUGCAAUUGGCCAUCCGUAAUGAUGAAGAAUUGAACAAGCUCCUCGGUCAUGUCACCAUUGCCCAAGGUGGUGUUCUUCCCAACAUCCACGCUUCUUUGUUGCCUACCAAGACCAAGAAGACUGGUGCCUCUCAAGAGCUCUAA